Messenger RNA from Neolamprologus brichardi, 1897 nucleotides. It is a transcript of the gene lemd1, whose product is annotated as LEM domain containing 1. Gene Ontology annotation, molecular function: DNA binding. NCBI's taxonomy places the organism in Eukaryota, Metazoa, Chordata, Actinopteri, Cichliformes, Cichlidae. The record is from RefSeq and is a predicted model, not a curated record.
UUUACUGAAACUGCUGUAUACAUCCUUAAAUUCAUAAUGAGAAUCAGUCUUUUCUCACUGGGAAAAAAAUUAACUCAUCAUAGUAGAAACCUCUAAAUGUCAAUGGCUGUAUCCAUCACAAUAGGGGACUUAAAAUAUACAAAUUAAAAAUGCUUGUGCUUUUCCUUUUUAAUGGCAGUAUGUCUCCACCAGCUCUAAUUUUAAUAAAUAGACUUCCAUUUAGAUGGAAAUAUUUUUGGGAAUAAAUAGUUUUAGCUUUAACGUAAAAUUACAAUAAAAAUCUUUUUCUUUCUGACUAAUAUUCUAGCUCAAACUUGUACUGCAAAGUCUGGACUGCAUUUUCAGUUUUCUACUUAGUUUAACAAACAGACAUUACAUGCAGCUGAAACAUAUAUAAAUUCACAACGAGCCUGGAUACUGGUCUCCUGUAUGUAACGCGGAGUUUCUUGCUGCCAAUCAAGUCUUGGACUGCAGCUGUUCUCAAUCUAGUCUGAUUACAGCAGAAGGCUUUCUUCGCAGUUCCACCGAGGACACCGAACAGUAUUGUUUUCUCACAUUCUGCUGUUGUUUGCUUGUGAAAUGCCGUUUGUGGAAGAGCCCGCCCAUCUCUCUAAAUCUCGUCUAAAGUCGGAUUUAGUCGCUCAUAACGUCGCGCUGCCACCUGCAGCGAGCAAAAAGGCAGUGUAUGUGGAGCUGCACCUCAAACACAUUGAUCAGAAAAACGCGGCGGAUUUCUCCAGCGACGAGGAGGACCGUGCAGGAGAUGACAAGAAAGAUCCAGAGGAUGCAGAGAUGCCUGUUCCAAGUUGUCUGACUGAUGAGGACCUCAAGGCCACAUUACGCAAACAUGGUGUUAAACCUGGGCCUAUAACUGCCUCCACUAGGGUCUUGUAUGAAAGGAAACUCCAUAAACUGCUACAGUCUGACAGAUGUGAAAGGUUGAAUAAAGCAGACAAAGUCAUACUGUACUCUGACUCUGAAGAGGAGGAAAAGCAGCAGGAGAAGGAUGAAGACUUGGGUUCAGAAAAACAACCUGACCCUUCAGACCAAACCCAACAAGAGAGCAGCCAGAAUCACAUUUUUUACCCACAGUGCUUUUUACCCUCAUCAAGGCUGCGCCCUUGUCCUCCUAGGAACACAAAAUCUAGUUCCAACUGGAAUUCACGGAAUGCAUUAAAGUCUUCAGAGCGGAGUCAAUCUCGGUGCUCACAGAUUAUUAGCACAUCCGCUGCAGAUCACCACACAGGAUUAGGAUCAACGCCUCCCCAGGAACCUGUGAAAGAUGCUUUCAAGGACAUCCUUCCAGACAGUAAGACCACUCCGACAGGGAUCUACGUCACUCGCCGGAGACCCAUCAAGGGUGCCGCACAGAGACCUGUCCAGUAUUCCUACCCUGACAGUCCUGUGAGUCCCAUGACCCAGCAGAGACGGGAGGUGGAGCGCUAUCUUGUACCCAUUCACAUACAGAUUUUAGUUUUCAUAAUUGUAGCAUGUGUCCUGUACCUUAUUUAUGUUGGUGUUGAGGACAGUCUAAGCUAUUGGUCAUACGGUAAGGACAGGCUUCUGGUUCAGGCAGAGUCACAGGACGCAGAUGUUGACUAUGCACAAGAUUAACAUUCCUUUAAUUUAGUGUUACUUUCACACCGACAGAUUUUUGUUCCCCCUUUUAAUUAUGUUUGCGGAAGCGAACUGCAAAAUCCAGUUUUAUACUUGUGUUUUUUUUUUUUGUUUUUUUUUUCCUUGUUAUUGUUUUGUUUGUAUGUUUGUUUUUCUAUAAUAUUGUCACUGUUCUUGUUACUAUAGAAGUGAUGCCGAAACAGACUAAUUUUACAAAUUGUCUAUUUUCUUAACCCUAAUUGUAAUAUUGCCUUUUCACAGAACUUGUCACGGUACUUGC